AUGGUCCUGCUGCCCUCUGCCCGCGCCGCCAUGCGCUCGCCCGCCCUCUCGCGCUCGCUCGCGACCCCGGCCAGCAACAUUGGCGCGACCAAGGUCCCCAUGUCGCUGUUCGACAAGGACCGCUACAUCAACUACCAGCGCAUCGAGGACAACCUCGCCGUCGUUCGUCAGCGCCUCAACCGCCCUCUCGCGCUCUCGGAGAAGAUCCUGUACGGCCACCUCGACAACCCGCACGACGCCGACAUCCGCCCCGGCGCUUCGUACCUCAAGCUCCGCCCGGACCGCGUCGCGUGCCAGGACGCUACCGCCCAGAUGGCCCUCCUCCAGUUCAUGUCGGCCGGCCUCCCGACCGUCGCCGUCCCGACCACCGUCCACUGCGACCACCUCAUCGAGGCCCAGGUCGGCGGCCCCAAGGACCUCGCUCGCGCCAAGGACAUCAACAAGGAGGUGUACGACUUCCUCGCGACGUGCACGGCCAAGUACGGCAUCGGCUUCUGGAAGCCCGGCUCGGGCAUCAUCCACCAGAUCAUCCUCGAGAACUACGCCUUCCCGGGCGGCCUCAUGAUCGGCACCGACUCGCACACGCCCAACGCCGGUGGCCUCGGCAUGAUCGCGGUCGGCGUUGGUGGAGCCGACGCCGUCGACGUUAUCGCCGACCUUCCCUGGGAGCUCAAGUGCCCGAAGCGGAUCGGCGUCAAGCUCACCGGCCAGAUCUCUGGCUGGACCACGCCCAAGGACGUCAUUCUCAAGGUCGCGGGCAUCCUCACCGUCAAGGGCGGCACGGGCGCCAUCAUCGAGUACUUCGGCGAGGGCGUCCAGUCGCUGUCGUGCACGGGCAUGGCCACCAUCUGCAACAUGGGCGCCGAGAUUGGCGCCACGACGUCGCUGUUCCCGUACAACUCGCGCAUGGGCGACUACCUCGACGCGACCAAGCGCGGCGACAUCCGCAAGUACGCCGAGUCGUUCCAGCACAACCUGCGCCCGGACGAGAACGUCGACUACGACCAGGUCAUCGAGAUCAACCUGUCGGAGCUCGAGCCGCACAUCAACGGCCCGUACACGCCCGACCUCGCGACGCCCCUGAGCAAGUUUGCCCAGGCCGUCAAGGACAACAACUGGCCCGAGAAGCUGUCGGUCGGCUUGAUCGGCUCGUGCACCAACUCGUCGUACGAGGACAUGUCGCGCGCGGCGUCGAUCGCCGACGAGGCGGCCGCCCACGGCCUCAAGGCCAAGUCGGGCUUCACCAUCACGCCCGGCUCGGAGCAGAUCCGCGCCACGAUCGAGCGCGACGGCCAGAUGAAAUCGCUCGAGCAGAUUGGCGGCACCGUCCUCGCCAACGCGUGCGGCCCGUGCAUCGGCCAGUGGGACCGCCAGGACGUGCCCAAGGGCACCGCCAACUCGAUCAUCACGUCGUACAACCGCAACUUUACCGGCCGCAACGACGCCAACACGGCGACGCACGCCUUUGUCGCCUCGCCCGACCUCGUCACGGCCAUGGUGUUUGGCGGCUCGCUCACGUUCAACCCGAUGACCGACUCGCUCAAGGGCGCCGACGGCAAGGAGUUCAAGUUCUCGGACCCGUCCGGCAAGGAGCUCCCGCCCCGUGGCUACGACGCCGGCGAGAACACGUACGCGGCGCCGCCCGAGGACCGCGCGUCGGUCAACGUCAUCGUCGACCCCAAGUCGGACCGCCUCCAGCUCCUGACGGCCUUCAAGCCGUGGGACGGCAAGGACCCCAAGGGCCUCCCCGUCCUCAUCAAGGCCGUCGGCAAGUGCACGACCGACCACAUCUCGGCCGGUGGCCCGUGGCUCAAGUACCGCGGUCACCUUGAGAACAUCUCGCAGAACUGCCUGAUCGGCGCGAUCAACGAGGCGAACGGCGAGGCGAACAAGGUGCAGAACCAGAUGACGGGCGCGUGGGGCGGCGUUCCGGAGGUCGGCGCGUACUACCGCGACCACGGCAUCGGCUGGGUCGUCAUUGGCGACGAGAACUACGGCGAGGGCUCGUCCCGCGAGCACGCCGCUCUUGAGCCUCGUUUCCUUGGCGGUACGGCCGUGAUCACGCGCUCGUUCGCCCGCAUCCACGAGACCAACUUGAAGAAGCAGGGCAUGCUCCCGCUCAACUUCAAGAACCCGGCCGACUACGACCGCACGCCUCGUACCUGCAGCGGCUCUACCGAGGACCUUCCUCUCGUUCACACCUUUAACCAAGGCCAGAUCGAGUGGCACCGUGCCGGCUCGGCGCUCAACCACAUGGCCAGAGUCCAAGUGGGCGUGAGCCAGUAG
Molecule: messenger RNA, 2286 nt
Organism: Rhodotorula graminis WP1
Lineage: Eukaryota; Fungi; Basidiomycota; Microbotryomycetes; Sporidiobolales; Sporidiobolaceae
Exons: 10
Coding region: 1-2286 (761 amino acids)
Biological process (GO): tricarboxylic acid cycle
Cellular component (GO): cytosol; mitochondrion
Molecular function (GO): 4 iron, 4 sulfur cluster binding; aconitate hydratase activity
Source: RefSeq, a predicted model, not a curated record